GUUGUGCCCACGUGAAGAUGAAGGUCACCGCUGAGAAAAAUCCUCUGAAGCUAAAACAAGACGAGAAAAGAGACCGAGUUACAGCGGCGUUCGCUCCAGCACUGAGACGAUGGUCUCAGGCUUGAGUCCGUACAGAAAGAAUCACCAAAAACUGUGCAAACUAAGGGAAAGAAGGCGAUUGAUAUGGCUACUCUGCGGCGCCAGCCAAGAUCGAGAACAGCCUCAACUCGACAGGAUCGUGGUUCCUGUUCUUCCACUGCAUCUUGCCCUGUCUUCUCUGGACCUUACAGUGACCACGAAGAAGAUCCUCCACCACGCCGCCAAUCCUCUCCUUUACUCAAAGGCUCUCUUUCCAGUCUACACAGCUUCACUAGCCCAAGCCCCAGGGGUUCUCUUUCUAGCCUCCAGGGCUCUGUUCCAUGCCUCCAAGGAUCUAUGCCAAGUCUCAGAGGAUCUCUGCCCAGCUUCAAAGGCUCUUUAUCCAACCUAAAGGGAUCAAUCUCUCGGCUGAAGAGACGGUCACUUGGCAGUCUAGACAACUCAAGUCCCAGCCCCAGUGAGAGGAGUACCAGCCCCAGCCUGCAGAGUCGCAAUGGCAGCUCAAGUGAUGAUGAUGGCAGUUGGGACACUAAUAGCUGGAGCUCAGGGGCCACCUGCCUGCUGCGGACUCCUGUUAGGCAAGAUAGCAAUGAGGCAUCUGAGGAAUCAGGUGGAAAGGCUCACACCACUGAAACAACAUCUGUGGCUGCCAAGGCUGAACCUGAAAUCAUUUACCAAAAUCUUAUCUUCCAACACCCUGCUACGAAAACUGAAAAUCAAGAAGACUGUGCUCCUGAGAGAACUUACACAGCACUAAGGAAAGAUUCGGGAACCCAGAGUGUGUCCUCAUCUGGCCUGAGCAAGAAUGCUGCAACAGUCUCAUCCCAUCAGCGGAAUGAGAAGACAGAGGACAGGCGCAAGUUCUCUCAGUUUCUGAAUGAAGUGAGCUUCAGGGUGUUGAAAACUAAUGGUGGUUCUCCCCAACAACAGUCCACUCUUCGACAUCGCUACCCAUCUCCUCCGCCACCACCACCAUCAACUCCAUCUCAUUCAUCACUAACAACCACACUACAUUCAACAUCAACAAACCCGUCUCUGCAACUCCUACCACCUUCUACAUCAGCAACAAACUUAUGGUAUAGCCCAACUAGCUCAAACCUCCAGACCAUCAAGGAGCACGAGCCGAAGGACAUUACCAGCUCUAUACACCAGUGGAGCAAGACUCUGCCCAGCUGUAAGAUCUUGGAGCCCGGGGAUGUGUUGAGGAAAGUAAAAGGGGAAAGUCACUCAUACCCAGAGCAUGACCUAGAGCUAUGUACAAAGAUCCAGGCACAGCCCUCCACUGGGAGACUUUAUCUAGAGACGGACAUUGACAGAGUAAGGCAACUUGAUGAACUGGUAGCUAAUGGCACUCUUGGGAAAGAGAGGAAUGAGAAAGGGCUGGAGAAGGAUAUGGAAAGAGGGAAGGAGAGAGAGAAGCGAAAAGAGAUCCUGUGGGAGAGAGACAGGGGAAUAGAAAAAGAAAAGAAAAAAGAUAAAGGAAGAGAAAUAGCUUGCUGGGAGAAAGACAAAAGGAUGGAAAGAGGGAGGGAGAAGGAGAAGAAAGUGGUAAUUACCAGUUAUGAGCCCCCUCCUCCCCAGUCAAAUUCCAGCGGACUGAGUAACCACUGCCCUGUCUUCAGCUGGCCAGAGGGAUUUCCCAGAAUGUCUUACAGGUCUACCUCAUUACCCAGACCCGUUAAUAUCACUGAAUCUGAUGGAGAGAUGCAGCAUGACACGAGCACUUUCCACGACCACAAGGAUGACCUCCGUAAGCGCCUGUCGUACACCACCCACAAACUAGAGAUGGUGGAGAGGGAGUUCGAUUCCACUCGGCAGUACCUUGAGACAGAGCUGCGCCGGGCCCAGGAGGAGCUGGAGAAAUUUACAGAGAAGCUACGCAGGAUCCAGAGUAGCUAUGCGGCUCUUCAGCGGAUCAACCAGGAUUUGGAAGCCAAGAUGCACAGGACGUCCCACCACCAUGAAGAGGAAAAGAGAGCCCUCAGCCGGGAAAUCAUUGUCCUCAACAACCAUCUCAUGGAGGCGAAGAUCACCAUCAAUAAACUCAGAGAGGACAAUGACCUUUACAGGAAGGACUGCAACCUGGCAGCCCAGCUGCUGCAGUGCUCCAAGUCUCACUACAGAGCACACAAGAUGUCUGAGCUACCACUGGAUUUCCAGGAACGCAUUAGUUCCCACAUCGAGAAACAUAAUCGGGGUAGUGGAGCCACCAUGGCAAUGUGCCAGUCCAAUUACUCUGACGCCGUGCCCACAGCCAUAAUUGCCAAGGUCCUGGAAAAGCCUGAGCCGGGAAGCAGUUGCCCUGUAACACGCUCACCUAGCCCGCAGCCACAGGAUGGAGACUUUCUUACCGGAACAGGAAGCACUGAUCACCUGAACCGACGCAUUUCGUACAAAUCAUCUGAUCUUUACUGUAGCGAUACAGCACUCUACUGCCCUGAACGAUGGCAAGACACAGAUCGCAGGCAGAGCGUUGACCUCCAUGGCACCAGCCUGCUCCAGCUUCAUGCCCAGAACUCCACUGACAGCAACCCAGAUGAAGAGGCCUACCACUCUGGAAGUUUCUCCCACCACGAGCCUCCAUCCUCCUACCACCACCAUGAUGAGUUUGGCACUGGCAGCCUCCCUGCCUCCAGUUCCUACUCUAGCUUCAGCCUUGCAUCAGACGAGAAGGGAGGAGUUAGUGGUGGUUGUGGGCGCACUGCAAGCAGCACCUUAUCCUCUUCUCACCAGGGUCUCUAUAUGGACUGGCGAGAUGGUGCCAGUGGGGACUAUGGCCGCAAAAGCAUGUCCUCUUAUGAUAAAGACAGUCCAAGCUUCCCCAAGUCCCUAAGCAUCCAGCACAUGGUAACCUCCAGGAGCCCACAGAAGGGCACCUCACCAGCGUACAGCAGGACAGCUUCAUGCUUCAGCGAACCAUACCAUUCCAGCACCCCCCGCCUGGCCUCCUCUCACAGCAUGGGGUCAACAACUGGACUGGUUCAGGUUCAUGGAGGGGCUCUGGACAGCCAAGGUGACAUCCAGGUUGCAGAGGAUGACCUAAGCAGUCGCUGGAGACAGCUCAGUGUGGAAGAUGUCAACACGUUCUCAUCUUCCUACCGUGAUAUCACAGGGCGAGUCUCUCCGUACAGUUUCUCUGAGCGCCACUUUGCCAUGGGCCCCUCCAGUAAGGUCAAGGGGUCUCUCUACAGCAGUUUCCAAGAAGGAGAUGACGUCUUCCACAGCCGCAUGCUGGACCAAUGUUUUGCUGUGGGUUCCCCUUCGCCCACACGCAAUCCAAAACAGAUGGAGCAUCGUAAGCAGGAGAAAACUUCAAUGCUGUAUAGAGCCAAGGAUGACAGUCAAGACUCCGAAUGCAGUCUGUUCCUCUCAGGGACCUCUAAAGAGAAGGAGAGCAGCGGGGGAGCAGCAAGCAGCACCAAGAAGGACUAUGUAAAUCUGAGUGCAGACAGCUCGGCUGAGUCCUUACACCAAAGCUCCCUCGAAGCCUCGAGUCUUCAACAUUACCCCAGCCCCAGGCCGAGCAUCCGGCCUCGCCCAAGCUCCAGCUCCGCUCUCAGCGUCGGCCCCGCACUGCCAAAGAAGACCUCUCCAAGAUACCAAAAAUUUGGUAGCACGGGGCUGACAAGGAAGGACAGUUUGACCAAGGCGCAGCUAUAUGACAUAACACAUGCAGCCAGUUUCUUGGAAAAGGAUCAAGUCUGAUCUUAAACUGGGGAUCAGAUGAGAAGGGAGAUCGCCGCUGAAAUUUGCUUCCUUUAAAGACCGAGAGGUAAUUCCUGUCUGAAAAUCUGGCACACACGCAGCCAAAUUUCUAUCCUGAUACACACUCUUAAACACUGUUGGCACUAGUUGCACAAAAGAAAAAAAAAGUGCUAGAGCUUCUAGUUUUCAGGAGGGCUUAAUUGGAAAAUUCUCCAGGAAAGCUGGCAGUGCUGCAAUAUAUGUAGAAAAAUGUUCACAACAAAGUGCACUGACAAGGUAGUAGAAAAAAAAAAAGUCUGAUAAAAGACAGAAAUGUACAGUCAGUGUGUUGUUUUUAAUCCAGCAUGCUCAAUUAGGCUAUUUUAGAGAAAACACUGUGAAAAUAGACAAAGUGUGUAAAUAUAUACAUACAUAGAGAUUGGCAAAGACAUGCUGUCCUGUUGGCGAAUAAAACAUAAUAAAAUAAGACCCUGCCUUAUGUUAAAUGAAGAGUGAAUUUGUCCUGCCGCCUCACAAUCACACUGCCAUCUGCUGCUCUUACUAGUAUAGAUGGGGACAAAACGACAAUGUUCCAACAUCUGCGCGCCCUUUGGCACGAUAGAUCUUGAAGGAUUUCUUCCUGUCUGUGUGGCUCUAUAGAUCAGAAAGGAAUGGCGACAGGGAUAAGCCACAUAAUGGGAACUCAGCUUUGCCCUUAAGUCAGUCAUGAAUAGAUUUCUCUGGAAGGCCAUGCGUCUACCUCCCAUUCCUGCAGAUCUCAGAACUGGCUUAAGGUUUUUUUUUUCUCUCUCUCCUUUU
Molecule: messenger RNA, 4602 nt
Organism: Scatophagus argus
Lineage: Eukaryota; Metazoa; Chordata; Actinopteri; Scatophagidae
Exons: 9
Coding region: 184-3804 (1206 amino acids)
Cellular component (GO): synapse
Source: RefSeq, a predicted model, not a curated record